AUGUUGUCCUCUCUCAUUCUCUUCGGAUUUGCUAGUCUUAUCAACGCUGCUGCUCAAAAUUCAGUUUGCCUCCCUACUGGCGGCGUUCGCAAUACUUUUACUGUCAACUUCGACGAUCUUAACGCCACUACUGCUCUUCACCCUGCUCCCACCCUCUACGAGGGCUUCAAGUUCGAUCCUUCCUGGAACAUCGUUCAGGCUGGCCCGAACAUUCCGUUCAUCCCGCAUUCUCCGUCAAACGUUCUUGUUACCGGCCCCAACUACAACAACACCCACGCUGAGUUCUCCGUUGCCGAGAAGGGUGACGCCUUCGAUGUUGUCUCUCUCUGGAUGAUUGGUUGUUUCGUCAAUCCCCGCUAUUUCUCCAAUGACACCGCAUGCCUCACCACCUUUACCGGUAAAAGGAUCGAUGGUUCAGUUGUUUCUUUCGAGAGGCCCGUCAGAAAGACCACCAUGGAGAUUAUCCAAGACUUUCCUGACAGAAAGUUCACCAAUUUGGUAUCUUUCCAUAUGAAGAAUAGGUGGGAAAUUAAGAACCAAACAAGUGGUCAUCCCGCAGGAAGGUUCGGAAUCGAUAACAUCGUUAUCAACAAGGUUGAUCCUACCGCCUCUUGUGCUGCCAAAAAGUAUGCUAGAUAUGUCAAGUAUUAA
Messenger RNA from Morchella importuna, 651 nucleotides. RefSeq lists its product as uncharacterized. The transcript is spliced from 2 exons. The record is from RefSeq and is a predicted model, not a curated record. NCBI's taxonomy places the organism in Eukaryota, Fungi, Ascomycota, Pezizomycetes, Pezizales, Morchellaceae. The coding region runs from base 1 to 651 and encodes 216 amino acids.